This is a messenger RNA of Orussus abietinus, 1735 nucleotides long. It is a transcript of the gene DCTN4-p62, whose product is annotated as dynactin subunit 4. Gene Ontology annotation, cellular component: dynactin complex. The record is from RefSeq and is a predicted model, not a curated record. The transcript is spliced from 9 exons. Bases 76 to 1584 code for a protein of 502 amino acids. Lineage: Eukaryota; Metazoa; Arthropoda; Insecta; Hymenoptera; Orussidae.
AUGUUGGAAGAAACGUCAGAUUUGUUACGAUUACUUAGAAAAAGUUAGGAAAAGUCAUGUAACUUGUCAUUGAUAAUGGCAUAUUUAUUUCAACCGGAUUAUGUGCGUUAUGCAUGUAACUGCGGCUCUCUGAAACCAAUUUCAAAAAUUUAUUUUUGUCGCCACUGCAUAAAAAUUCGAUGUGGAUAUUGCGUUUGUCAUGAGGUUGACUCUCACUAUUGUCCUAACUGUAUGGAAAAUUUGCCAUCGGCUGAAGCUCGUCUGAAAAAGAACAAAUGCUCAAAUUGCUUUGAUUGUCCAUGCUGUUUUCAAACGCUGUCAACGCGUGCUGGACACGCACCGUCGAGGCCAUCGUCUUCUGCAAAUAGUGGAGAUGAUGGUAAAGAUGUUAAAGCUACUCCAAAAAAAGUAUAUUAUUUAUCCUGUUCUUUAUGUCGGUGGACCUCACGUGAUGCUGGGAUACCGGAUCAGUAUGUUGCAACCGGAGGUUGGCCAGAACAAGAGAAUCCUCAUACAAUAAGAAUUAGUGCUCUAAUUGAGUAUCACAAAAUUUUGGUUUCAAAGGAGAAGCAACAACGCGAACGUAAGAAAUUUCGUGCCAAGCGUCCUUUUGCACAAUUUGAACCAUUUGAUCUAACGUCAGCAAUUGCUCGGAAGCGUAUAGGUCAGCCUCAUUCAGUCUGGGAUGCUCAGUCUCAGAAUAGUGAUCAACCUUCACCUUCAAUAGCAUCUGAAGAUGUUGAGACUUUACCUGCAGGAAUAUUUACAGAAGUAAUCGAUAUAACUAAAAUUACUACAUUGGAACAACGGUUGCAACGUCCAGACAUGCAACCUGAAAGAAUUAAUGAGCUACGUCCUCAGCAUAAACAACUUCUUGUCAAAAGGUCUCUGCGCUGUAAAACCUGCGAGCACAAUGUCAGUAAACCAGAAUUCAGCUCUCAGUCCAUCAAAUUCAAAAUUCAGCUGACUGCCUUCUAUCACAUUCCAGAAGUCCGCAUAGUCACAUGUGAACCUUUACGAGCAGGCAUAUCAAGUGAAUUACUUCUAAAAUUUUGUAAUCCAACACAACAUCAAACUCAAAUAAUUUUGCUGCCAUUGGAAACAUCAACUGUACCAACUACUAUAACAGAAACUGGUGAAAUGGAAGAACUUAAACGAGAAAAUAUACAAAUGGGUUUUGAUUCACCUAAUCUUCUGCCAUUUGCGGUUCGUCAAGUAUCUGUCACAGAAGAUCCAAAAUCCAUUACGAUUAUUCCUGGUGCAAACAUUUCUUUACCUCAAAGUGCAUUGAUUUUACCACCUCGAGAUGAUGCAGCUGAGUAUGAUGAUACUGGUGAUACGCAUAAUUUUCAAGAUGAUCCAAAUUUGGUUGUGUGGCGAAAAGGAAAUAAAGCAAUUGUACGAUUACAAGUUACACCUCACAGGGGUGAACAAUCCAUAGAGAAUCAAGAGAAUAUUAUUGUGGGUCUUGUUAUGCAGCAUGGAUAUGUCAACACCAUUGCGACAUUAGAACAUAAAACCCCGCAACAGUUAGAUCUAAAGGCAAAAUUAUUCCUCACUCUUGGAAAGCUUGUUGGUAUAUAAUUUCACACAUUUGUGAAUUAAUACAUUAUAUUAGCACUUAACUUUCAACAAUUCAUGACUUUCUUGCUUGAAAUAACUGUAGUAAUAUGUAAUUAUAUAUGAAACUUGUAUUCUAUCUUCAUAUUAAUGAAUAAAAAAAAGAAUGACUAAA